GUUUUUUAUUGUAUUAUUUGGUUGAUAAAAAAACUGAAUGACGUGCGGAAGGUGACAGUGCGGGAGAUGGAUUAAUAUAUUUUUAUUAUUUUUUAUUUAUUUUAUCAUAUGAUAUUAUUUUGUAAAAAAUUGAGUUUUCCAGCAAAGUGAAUUGCCAUAAAGAGUGAGCAACGGGAAAGUAGAUCCGGAAAGUUGAAAACUACUGUUCCAGGCGGCAAGUACUCUUCGCAAGAAAGUGUCCGCUGCUUCCGGAGGAAGUGCAGCAGGCAGGGCAGGAGCACGAGCAACAGCAAGAGCAAGAGCAAGAGCUGACAGAGAGGAAGAAGAGGAGGAGGAGGGAAGCAGGCAGCUUACGUACGUGCGGUGAGAUGGAGGGGCAGUCGGAGCUGCGGAGCCUGGCGGGGGUGUCGGCGGCGGCGAUGGCGGCGAUGUCGUACGCGCGCUUCGCCUCGGCGCGCGUGCCCGCGGGGCUCCCCCGGCUGGCGGCGCUCCUCCCCGUCGUCUGCCUCCUCCCCCUCCUCCCCUUCGCCUUCGCCUCCGUCCACCUCCGCGGCAUCUCCGCCUUCUUCCUCGCCUGGCUCUCCCUCUUCAAGCUCCUGCUCCUCUCCCUCGGCCUCGGCCCCCUCCACCCCUCCCUCCCCCUCUUCCCCUUCCUCCUCUCCUCCUCCCUCCCCGUCAAGCUCCGCCCCUCUCCCAACCCUAACCCUAACCCUAAAUCCUCCGAUCUCUCCGAUCUCUCCCUCCUCGUCCUCUCCUCCGCCGUUAAGGCCGUGAUCCUCGCCCUCAUCAUCCCGCUCUACCGAUUCAAGCCCCUGAUGCACCCCUACCUCGUCCUCUCCCUCUACUGCGUCCACAUGUACCUCGCCCUCGAGAUCGUCCUCGCCGGCGCCGCGGCGCUCGCGCGCGGGGCGCUGGGGAUGGAGCUCGAGCCCCAGUUCGACAAGCCCUACCUCGCCUCCUCGCUCCGCGACUUCUGGGGCCGGCGCUGGAACCUCAUGGUCUCCGCCGUGCUCCGCCCCGCCGUGUACGACCCCGUGCGCCGCCGCCGCGGCCGCGCCGCGGGGGUCCUCGCCACGUUCCUCGUCUCCGGGCUCAUGCACGAGGCCAUGUUCUCCUACCUCACGCUGCGGCCCCCCACGGGCGAGGCCGCCGCGUUCUUCCUGCUCCACGGGCUCUGCACCGCCGCCGAGGGCUGGUGGGCUCUGCGGCGGGGGGCGCCGUCGCCGCCGCGGUGGGUGGCGGCGCCGGCGACGCUAGGGUUUGUGGCGGGGACGGGGUUUUGGCUCUUCUUCCCCCCGAUCCUGAGGGGGGGUUCGGACGAGGUGGUGCUCGCCGAGUGCGCCGCGGCGAAGAGAGAGACUCUCUCCACGAGACGUCGUGGCUUGCCACCUUUUCUCUUUUUCUCCCUAUUUCAGCAGCCCCACGCCGCAUGUCAGCUAUCCCCCUCAGCGAAAAGCGGCUGCUUAACUAGGUUAGUAAAAACAAAUGUUACAACUCGGUGUAAUUUCUAUUAA
This is a messenger RNA of Ananas comosus (pineapple), 1514 nucleotides long. RefSeq names its product probable long-chain-alcohol O-fatty-acyltransferase 5. The transcript has a single exon. NCBI's taxonomy places the organism in Eukaryota, Viridiplantae, Streptophyta, Magnoliopsida, Poales, Bromeliaceae. The coding region runs from base 369 to 1514 and encodes 381 amino acids. The record is from RefSeq and is a predicted model, not a curated record. Gene Ontology annotation, biological process: lipid metabolic process.